AUGGAUCAUCGAAACACGAAAGAAACUUUGGCCGUUUUAGAUCGUUUAGAUUUAGAUACGGAAAAACCGAGCGAAGAAGAAGUUGCGAAAAAAUUCGGAUUCGAAGAUGAUUACUAUCACGGUAGAUUGUCGUGGUGGCAGAAACUCAAACCUAAAAUAUGGUCACUAUUCGACGAACCCUAUUCGUCGAACGCAGCUAAGAUCGUCGGAGUCAUGUCGGUAUUUUUCAUAUGCGUAUCGAUAUUAUCGUUUUGUUUGAAAACUCAUCCGGACAUGAGAGUUCCAGUUAUAAAAAAUAUAACUGUCAACACGACGAGCAACACGUCGUCAUGGGUCCUGGACAAGACUGCAACCAAUGCUCACGAUGCAUUUUUUUACAUUGAAUGCAUAUGCAACGCAUGGUUCACAAUAGAAAUAUUAUCACGUUUCAUAUCGUGUCCGAAUAAAUGCGAAUUUAUAAAAGCAUCCGUUAACAUAAUCGAUUAUAUAGCAACGUUAAGUUUUUACAUCGAUUUCGUAUUGCAAAAACUCGCAUCCGAUGUCGAAAAUGCCGACAUAUUAGAAUUUUUUAGCAUAAUACGAAUAAUGAGAUUAUUUAAACUAACGAGACAUUCAUCUGGUCUUAAAAUAUUAGUACAAACGUUUAGAGCUUCGGCCAAGGAAUUAACGCUAUUAGUCUUUUUCUUGGUGUUGGGAAUCGUAAUAUUUGCCAGUUUGGUUUAUUAUGCAGAAAGAAUACAGGCAAAUCCACACAACGAUUUCAAUAGCAUUCCAUUGGGUCUUUGGUGGGCUUUGGUAACAAUGACAACCGUUGGCUAUGGUGACAUGGCUCCGAAAACAUACGUCGGAAUGUUUGUCGGAGCAUUAUGUGCAUUAGCCGGAGUGCUCACAAUCGCAUUGCCUGUGCCUGUUAUAGUUGCUAAUUUUGCCAUGUACUACUCUCACACUCAGGCUCGAGCUAAAUUGCCGAAGAAAAGACGAAGAGUUUUACCCGUGGAACAAUUAAGAGGACCUAGAGUGCCUGGUCAACCUCUUCUUCCCGGUGCCCAAGGUUGGACUCCCGGUCAACAACCACAAAAUCAAACCGGAAGAGGCGGUGGUGGUGGUGGUGGGGGUGGAGGAGGCGGAGUCGGUGGAGUAUUAGGUCCAAAUAGAAGGAUGAACGCAAUCAAAUCGAAUCAUCCGAAAGAAGGAAUCGGACCCAAUUUGGGUUACGAGGAACAAGAAGAAUACGAUAUGGUGGUGACGAGGCCUCACAAAAAAAUGUAG
Messenger RNA from Pediculus humanus corporis (human body louse), 1269 nucleotides. Its product is annotated as voltage-gated channel, putative. Gene Ontology annotation, cellular component: axon; neuronal cell body membrane; voltage-gated potassium channel complex. The transcript has 6 exons. Gene Ontology annotation, molecular function: delayed rectifier potassium channel activity. Gene Ontology annotation, biological process: potassium ion transmembrane transport. Lineage: Eukaryota; Metazoa; Arthropoda; Insecta; Psocodea; Pediculidae. The coding region runs from base 1 to 1269 and encodes 422 amino acids. The record is from RefSeq and is a predicted model, not a curated record.